Messenger RNA from Aspergillus puulaauensis, 2538 nucleotides. RefSeq lists its product as uncharacterized. The transcript is spliced from 5 exons. The record is from RefSeq and is a predicted model, not a curated record. NCBI's taxonomy places the organism in Eukaryota, Fungi, Ascomycota, Eurotiomycetes, Eurotiales, Aspergillaceae. The coding region runs from base 1 to 2538 and encodes 845 amino acids.
AUGAAAUCUCUCUUUCUUCUAUUACUUGCCUGCCUUUGGGCUCAAGCUAGCCUAGCUCGUGGGGACUUGAAUACGGCCAUCAGCGAUGUCAAGCGGAUUUUGGUACCCCAUCACCCGCCUGGGCAUGACGCUGAUAUCCUUGACCAUCUGAGUCCCAAAUCUGGCCAUUCGCUGUUUUUUCGCGAGUCUGCGAAGAAAGGAAUUCUCGGUGCUGCGUUUGGACAGAUGAACGCAACAUUCACCCAUCCUACCGUGCUACUUGAUCACUCGUCGCAUGUUUUAGAUGUCCACUGCUCAAAGUCCAGCCUCAAGGUCUGCUUCCGAAACGAGGAAUCUCGACGUCUGGCUGCGCUGGCAUGGCAGAGCCAUCUGGGCCCGUUCUUCCUCUCGCCCUUCCACAAGGGAUGCGGGAAGCACCAUGAAGGCCAACGGAGCUAUUUCAAGUUCGGCUCCAUAGCGCCGGCCUCGAAUGCGAGAUGCGCUGAUGUUCAGGCUACAGACGUCCCGGCAGAGGAUGCGAUGGAGAGCUUUGAUCUUGAUUUCGGGCACGAACAGAACCCCGGUAGGUCGGCGGAUCUGCGACGGAGAAGUGAUGCCUCCUCCUUGAUUGCCUCGCAGGAAACGAUUGACAUCUCGGACGACGAAGAGUUGCUGAGCGAGUUCUUUGGCGUGGAGUGGAAUACUACCUACCCGGCCAAUACGACGGCGGCCACUCCGAUGCUGCAUAACGGGACUGUUGAGGCGACCAAGAGGUCUAGCAUGCGCCGGUCCAACCUCCAUCGCCGGCUAUGGGGCCCAUUCCAGGCGAUAGUUGACGUUGCGGAGAAAACGAAGAACGUAAUUGUCGAUGCUAGCAACGCGGUAGCCGAUGCCGCGGUCUCGGCCUAUAACACCGUCGUUGAUUUCGGCAAGGAUGUCGGACGGCUUGUCCAAGACAGCCUGAAUUACGAAUGGAGCCUGGGAGCAUCUAUCAGCAGAUCCUGGGAUAUCGGCGGCGCAGGAACCCAGGCGGUGCCCACCAGCCCUGGCCUCUUCGGCGAAGGAGAGGGCCUGGCUAUCAGCUCUAAUGGCCUGAUCCCCGGUAACAUCCAGUGCGAGAACUGCUACGCCCGCGGCGAUGUGUCGGUGGCGGGCCACAUUGGGUGGACGCUCAACGACGGCCUCAAGACGGGGUACUUGGAGGUUGGCGGCGAAUGGGACUCUCGCCUGGCGCUGGGCUUCCAGAUCAGUGGCCAGGCCAAGGUGGAAGCCUUCCAGAAGAAGCUGUUGCGGAAGAAUCUCGUAAACCUGGAGAUCCCCGGGGUGAUUGCCAUUGGACCCGAAGUCACCCUCGGCGUCGUGUUCGACAUCUACUUCCAAGCGCAGACCGAGAUGCUGCUGGGCGCGCAGUUCAAGGUCUCCAGGGGCUCAGCUCGCAUCGACCUGGUGGACAAGCAGAAGAACCACUUUAACGGGUUCGUGCCAAGUCUGGAGCCCAUUGCAAAGUACCGCGGAAAAGAGGAAACGGGCUUUAUCCUGGACUUUGGCCUGCCCCUUGGUCUUGAAUUCGGUGUCAGGCUGCUUGGUGGGAAAUGGGAGAAGUCGGUUGGACUCUUCGACCAGCCUUCGUUCCAAGUCAAGGGGAAAGCCCCAGCGGAGGGUUGCAAUGGCAUCGACAUGUCCCUGGCCAUCCAGAACUAUAUCUACCUGAGUGCUAGUGGUUUGUACGACUACGCAAUCGAUACGCGGGAGCUAUGGAACAAGCCGUUAGGGUGUAUCGCGAGCAGUGCGGGAUCCUCCAAGAGACUAUCUUCCAAGCGACAGGCACCGCGUAGCAUCGCCGGUCUGCUUCCACGCCAGGCAGACGAUGAGGCGGCAGCCAUGGAGCUCGAAGACCCCGAAGACGCCGUGGAUCAGACCUUUGAAGACGGCGCUGCCUCAACCAAGCCCCCGCCUCAGGACAAGGUCCCGGUCAACGCGUCCCAGGUGGACUCGGUCACUGGCUACUCGUACAGACUACUAGCCGACCUCAACGAGACAGCGAUUCUGGUGUCCGGCAAAGAAGACCGCCUAUACCUGGCGCCGUAUGGGGAUCCGGAUGCGAGCUCCGGAUCUCCAUUUUCCACUGAGCCUUCAGUCUCGGACGCAGUCAUCCUUGGCGAUGUCUUCGGAGGCUAUCUGAACUUCAGUCCGGAGGAAAUGGCCCUCACGGGGGUGAGUAACCUGAGGUCAUCUCGGCUGACCAAGGUGUAUGAGGGAAAUAGGUUCAUUUCCUUGACUGAGGUCCAAGUCAACAGCCACAACGCAACUGCAGGGAUGUAUGUGGCAGUUGAGGCAAGGACCGAGCGGGUGUACAGCCUGGUGACAUGUAGCGUCAUUGACAUGGGCACAAGAAUGUACGUGGUGGACCCCGCUCAGAAGGAUAUUGUCCAGCGUCUGUCCAACAACGAGCUAGAGGAUACAAUAGUUGGUGGCCCGGUCAGAGGAUGUCAGUAUGUGUACUUGACAUCGCGUACGCGAGGCUUGCAGCUGCCGCAGGUUGGCCGCAAAGGGCGGUAG